GAAUCAGAAUCAAAUCUUGUGCUCCUGUGUGUCUUGUGUCUUGUCCAGCUUGAAUGAAUGAGCAAAUCAACGAGUUUAUCAAGAACAUUGAGUUUUGUUAUAGCUUAUGAUAGUACGUAGUUUGUGUGAUAUUUGUGGCUAACAACUUGUUUCUCGCAAGAUAAUUAGACCAUGUGUUAACUCAUCUUCUGACGCACGAAAUGCAGUUUCUUCCAGUAGUUUUAUUUCAUAGUAAUGUAAGUACUGGGUAAUGAUAGCCAAUAGUUGGACUGGUGGUAAUAAGCUCAAAGCUUCAAAAGGCUUCAGAGAAUCAGCAAAUAGUAUCAGAUGCGAUGGUGAUGCUAAAGAAUCCGCUCUAAACGAUUCGGACAAGGACGCCGAGAGUUCCAACUCGAGAGGAAGUUAUCAAAACGCCUACAAAUCUGAUUACAAAUUCAAACCAAGAAUCAAGCAGAGAGAUGAUUUUCGAAUGGGUCGUGGUGCAAACUCAGACCGUCGUGGAGGAGGAUCAUCUAGAGGCAGAGGAUCCGGUCACAGGAAAAAUGACAGGGACCUCGAGCCAGCAUACUUUCCUCGAUCGAAAUUUCACGAAUCGUUAGGCAAAAACAAAUCAUGUGGCAAUUUGGUAAAUGUAUCUAAUUCUGGAAAAUCAAGUGACGCAGAUGUAAAGAUAAAAUUAGCAGAAUAUGGAGGAGGACUUAUAAAUUUACCUGAAGAUUGUAGAAUUUCCAAAUUAUUACGGCGUAUGUUAAGAGAAGAUGAUGAGAAAUAUCAUGAAAAAUAUCUGUCGAUGGUCAACUCCUUAAAAGAAGCUCUCAUGUCGCCAGAAAACAGUCGUUAUAUUCAGAAGAACCGUGAAAUGAUAUCGAACUAUCUGUUGGAGCUUCUCUACCGCGCCCCCGGCUCAGAGGCCAAACUUCAAACUGCGGAAGCGCUUGGUGCUCUGGCGUUUUCCUUGGAUAAGGACUAUCCCGAGUUUUUGGAAUGGCUUUUACCAAAAUUCAAAGCUGAGAAGAAUGAUGACGUACGCAAGUUGAUGAUGAAAUCGCUUCAUGUUGUAGUACAACUUGAUGGGGAACAGCUGAGAUUGAAAUCUUAUGCAUCGGAAACUAUCCAUUGUAUUCAACAAUGUUUGGAACAUACCGACCUAGCUGACUGCCUUGUGAUCAUAAUUGACUCUCUUAUGUUGGUAAUGGACCUCUAUCCUGAUGUCUUCAGCAAGUAUUUCAGAGACGUGAUCGACAUCCUGCUAGGGUGGCACGCGGACUGGAAACAGCCGGCACCGGUGACGUGGCUGGUGUCGGCGACGCUGCAGCGCAUGUCGCCGCACUGGUGUCGCAACAUGGCCUUCUCGCAGCACAUGCUACGCGACUUCCUCGACGACAUCGAGCACAACGGUAGUGGAUGGCAGGUGGCCAGCAUUGCACCCGACGGCAGUCGCAUUGUCGGCGAGGAGGAGGCCGAGGAUGAGGAGGGUGGAAGCGGGGAGGCGGUGAUGCGGUUGACUAGCUGUAUUGGGCUUUUUAGCACAGUGGUGCGAACACUGGGCCAGCAUUUGAGUCCGACCGUGUCGUCGUGUGUGUCGUGGUCGUUCCUCACCGACUGUCUGUCAACGCUGCUCUCCUGCAUGAUGAGAAACCUCAAAAACCAUCUCGACCAGCAGCUCAUCAUCACUGGAAACGAAUGUGCUUGGCUUCUACUCUCCCUGUUGCAGUCAAAAACGUGUCCUGCCCAUGAGACGCUGUACGAAUUGCUCGAUUUGCAACUGUCACAUUUCGACGAGUUGAUCGAUAUUGCUCUCGCGUCUCUUAUGAAAUUGAUUGCUAAAGUUAUCAAGGAGCUAGGCGCUAAUCUACCCUUGAAACUGGUUGAAACCCUUCUAAAACCCCAUUCACCGCUGCUCCAACUGCGUUUCAACCCUUCCUCAAUGGUUCACACUGAGAUAGUAGCUGUCUACCACAGUCUACUCAAUUUGAAAAAUAUACCUCUGCUCAAAGAAGUCUACAGGAAUGUAUUGGGUGACCUGGAAGUGGCGUAUAGAGUACUGGUUGGAGAACUAGAACCGUUACACGCGGGCGACAACCCGCAUGCCGAAACAAAAUACAACAACAAUGAUGCCCACUUUGUAGUGUUAGUACAUUUCAAGGCUCUGGCUGAUAUAGCCAAUGCAAGCAACUCGAUUAUUGGAAUGUGGGUCCUGCAGCCAAGUAUAGUCGAUUUAUUAGCUGUUCGACUGAUGCCGAAGAAACUUUCAAAACUGCCACCUGAUCUACAGUAUGCUCUGCUCUACAUGCUUUAUUCACAUUGUUCCAAGCAUAAUCACUUCAUCUCGAGCAGUGGCCUAUUGUCAGCCGUGAAAGGUCGUCCCAGUGUGAGCGACAUAUUCGGGACAGCACUCGGCUUCGAUGUCUCCCAUAACUCACCCAUGAGUGGUCACCUGUCUGUCAUACUGGGCCUUCUGGCUAACAUCAUUGUUGAGGAAACGAGUUUUGAGUGCAAGCAACUAGUCUUGGGAUGGACGUGCGAGCUGUUGAGGGCUGCCAAGGCGUAUAUGGCAACACUGUCGGCUACCAGCGAACUGCAGCAACUGGCCGACGCGUUGCUUAGCAACGGCGGUGUUGCCAGCUCGUGCCAGCCAACCAUUGCGCAGCUAGCCUGCGCAUGUCUCGAACAGCUUGUCGCGCCGCAAAUGAAUUUGGAAGGUACGCGCCUAAUAUCAAGUGAUAGAUUGAUGGCGAUACUAGAAGUAUGCAUGCUGCAAAUUAGUAGCACCGAUGAGGUAGUGAGUGCCCGCUUUUGCCAGCUGAUGAUGAGACUGCCUUGGACGUUUGUCAUUUCCGGAAUGCAGGUGGCACUAACUAAACACAAGAGCCCUUGCUGGAAGCGAACGGCUGCUGAACGAUCGCAUUUGACGCGCGGCACCAACGGAGAAAUGCAAACUCAGCAAUUCAAACAGUUCAUGGCGUUUCUACUGCAAGGACACAAUCAAUCGAGUGACCUACAAUGGUUGCGCGAAGUGUUCUCGGUUUGCUGGUCUGUGUGUGAGCCUAGCAGUGACGUGAGCGUGUUUGCGCAUGCGUCAACACCAAUGCUGCUGUCGUGGGCCACCUGGGAGACUGCGCAGUUGUGCAUUUCCUGUAAACUGCGCACCCCGCUUGGCAAGCCGCUCGACACUUUCAUGGCGUUCGAAGGAGCAAUAAAAGGGCUAGCCCGCGAAACGACAUCGACGGCACACAAGGCGGUGACGGAAAGCAGUUUGGACGAGAGUGGCGGGUGCAGCCCCACUUACAACCUGAGACGUGUGCGACUGCUCAUCGAACUGGUCGAACAGCUGGAGAAAACAAUGUACAAUGCGGCCGAUGGAACGGCUACUGCCCUCGUUGCUCCUACCAAGCCAGUGCGCACAUUCUUCCACACGAACAAGAGCACCUGUGGCGAGUGGCUGGCUCGCAUUCGCCUGGCCGUGGUGGUCGUCUCCCUGCACUGCGGUCUGGCUGCAUCCGCUGUCCGCAACGGACAUUGUCUGCUACAGGAUCUCCUCGACUCCGGCAAUACUCAGGGCCCCGAAUUGGAGACAGCCGUUCUAUACGUGGCGUGGGGUCUGAGCCGUCUGCACGAGGCUGAGGCGGUGCAAGGCCUCUACGCCUGGUGUCGAGACACCCUAAAAUGCAAGUUCGCCUUUCUCAAGCCAAUCGUCGAGCAUGCUGCUUCCAGGUAUGAGACGGCAAUCGACCAAUACAAAAUGGUGUUAAACAAUGAGGCUUUUGAUUCACCAGCUAAGUCUAGUGCUGCUGUCUCGGAUGAUGUAGAACGCAAAACGUCCUUAAACAAUAUCGCGCACAUUCUGAGACCUCUAGUUGCCGAUCAGUUGACAGAAUGCUACCUGGCUCUGCAGGAUUGGAGUGGACUUCAGAAAUGGAAAGAAAUGGAGGCCGAGUACAUUCUCAACCAGAACGGCAAUGCUAGCAAACGAUUUAAACACGUGACAGAAACCAGCGCCAGAGCGUUGCAGGCUUUCGACGAAGGAGACAAAAUGGCCGCCGAUCAGCUGUUGAACUGGAGCUGUCCAGUGGUGGAAGGAGAGGAGGGACAGCCGCCAUCUUGGAACUGCUAUCAGCUGCUGGGUGAGACCAGCAACACGCUGAUGAAUGUGGCUGUCAAAAUGGCCGCCAAUGCUGAUAACACCGCAUUCGAUGACAACUACCGGAAAGUGUUGCUCGACUGCAGAUCGGCAGCCAAAGCUUGUUUGGUGGAGAGCGUACGCAACAUUCCUUCGGAGAUUGCCAGCGAAGCCACGCUGCUACAGUUUGCCGCCAAUGCGCUGUUGCCAAGUUGUGCCAGCAGUGGCCAGUCAGCCGUCAAUCCGCUGUUGCCAAGUUGUGGCCAGUCUACCGCCAACGCGCUGUUGCCAAGCGGUGCUGGCAGUCAUUUAGCCGCCAGUGCGCUGUUGCCAAGCGGUGCAGAGACGGCAGGCGGUGUUGCCAACUUUGAGGCGGUGUUGCCAAACCAGACAGGAGGCAACAAGAGGAGGCAGUUGGACUCUAAGAUGCAGGCACAGGUCUAUUGGUGGUGUGGAGCGUUACAGACCAUACAUCAGGGCAGCCAACCGUGUGAUGAGUUGGCUUUGCAGUUGGCUAAGACGGCUCGCAAAGAAGGCAACUUGAACUUGGCUAGCAGACAACUUUUGAAACAAUUGAAGGAUGUUGUGGGAUUGACCGAUGUGGGCGUUGAGGAGAAAAAUGGCGUCAAUCAUUUGGCCAAGUCUGUCAUAAGUGGAUUGACUGACAACUCAGCCAUUGUGUGGACCAAUCACAAGGCCGCUGUCUUGUAUGAGGUUGCCAAACUCAACUACAGUAUGGGCCAGAGAGAGACGGCACUACAAGUAUGCACUACGGUCGCACUGCAACUGAGCAAGGCUUGUGCGCAUGAGCAGAAUGGCGACUUGCGCGAGAGGUGCGCGCGCAUGCUUUUAACACUGGCCAAGUGGCAGCAGGCUGCAAGUGAUGACGUCACAACUAUGACGUCACUGGAGACGUUGCUGGAAUGGUGUGAUAGCGGAGUGGAUGCGUCGCUGGUCGAUGUCUUGAAUUGUGACCUCUCGCCGAACACAGUGGUGGGGGCGGCUGAUAGCCUGGUGGGGCGGCUGUUGCGACAGUCAGUGCUGCACUGCCCUGGGGGCGGCAAGGCGUGGGCCAGCCUGGCCAACUGGGCCUACCGCUGGGGGCGGCGCGUGCUGGAGCGGGGGGCCGAGAUGGGGGCGGCCGAGAAGGCGGCAGUCGAACAGUUGCUGGGCUGGCAGGGUGAGCAGGGGGCGGUCGAAAGGCAGAAGGUCUAUGAUAUACUGUUGCAGAAUCGACCUUCUGCUGAUGAAGAGGAUAUCGAGGCGGAAAACAUGCACACAAGUGAACAGGUGGAGUGGCAGCUGCAGAAUUUGAGCAGAGAUUUAACAGCUGAUCAGCUGAGUGGGCUGGUGGAGGUGUGGCGGCGCUCACACGCACGCGUGUACACCUACUAUGAGCUCGCCGCGCAAGCUUACUUCAAGUACUUACAGCUACUUGCCACAGAUCAGCAACAGACGCAGAACGGCAGCGGAGCGAUUACAGCCACCCUACGGCUGUUGCGACUGAUCGUGAAGCAUGCACGCGAACUGCAGGGCGCACUCGAGGUGGGCCUGGCGCACACGCCGACCGCGCCCUGGGUCAGCAUCAUUCCGCAGCUGUUCAGUCGUCUAUCGCAUCCGCAGCCGUAUGUGCGGUCGCGCGUCUCCGAGCUGCUGUGUCGUCUGGCCGCAGACGCGCCGCAUCUCAUCAUAUUUCCCGCCGUCGUCGGGUCGGACGCCGGUGCUGCUACUAUACGCGAUAUGCCGCAGACAAAGUUGUUCAGCAGUUGUCUACCGGUGACCGUGGAGGGAGGCGAAAUGGAGGUGCCUGCCGUGGUGCGGGGUGAAGGAGAGGAGGAAGAAGAAGAGGACGAUGAGGAGGAGGAAGAGGAAGAGGAGGAGGUGGAGAGUAAUAAUGGUGAAGACAAUCAGGCGACUGUGUUAGAGAACUGUUUUCUUGCUAUGGUUGACACGUUGGCUAAACAGGUACCGGAAGCAAUCUCGCAGGUGCGUAUCCUGGUUCACGAACUGCGUCGCAUCACACUGCUGUGGGACGAGCUGUGGUUGGGCACACUGACGCAACAUCACAACUACAUGGCGAGGCGCAUUGUGCAGCUGGAGGGGGAGAUUGCACGUGUCGACAACAACCAACAUCUCACUUUGGCCGACAAGGACGCUAUAGUCGCCGAAAAGUAUCGGCUCAUACUCAAACCGCUGCUGUUCGUACUUGAACAACUUCACGCCAUCACAUCUGUCACACCUGAAACACCUCACGAACAAUGGUUCCAGGAUAAAUUCGGCGAAAGCAUCGAUGAAGCCCUCACCCAGCUGCGCACCCCCUUAGACCCCCGCCGCCCGGCCGACGCUUGGGCGACGCUCAAAGCGCUGCAAUGCAAGCUGCAGUCGCGCGCCGCCAAACGCGCAGCCUAUGCGCUGCGCAUGCGCGAGGUGUCGCCUGCGCUUGCGCAGCUCGCGAACACGCGCAUCGCCAUGCCGGGCGUGGAGAGCAGUAUCACCAUAGCCGGGCUGAGCAACCAGAUUGCGGUUCUGCCGACCAAAACUAAGCCGAAGAAGCUAGUGUUCCAUGGGUCGGAUGGAUUGCUAUACACGUACCUCUUCAAAGGCCUGGAAGACUUGCACCUGGACGAACGUAUCAUGCAGUUUCUGUGCAUAGCCAACACAAUGCUGCGUACCUCGGCGUCGGCGUCCUCCACCUACCAGGCUCGCCAUUACUCGGUCAUUCCACUCGGACCAAGGUCGGGCCUUAUCAGCUGGGUGGACAACGUUACGCCCCUCUUUACACUCUACAAGCGCUGGCAGCAGAGGGAAGCCGCUAUCAGUCAGACAAACGUGAUGCGUCCCUCGGAACUGUUCUACCAGAAGCUGAUCCCUCGGCUAACAGAGUGCGGCAUCACCAAUUUCGAGAACCGCAAAGAAUGGCCACUGCCUGUGCUCAAGCAAGUGCUCAUGGAACUCAUGCAGGAGACGCCCACUUUCCUGCUUUCCAAGGAACUGUGGUGUCAUAGCGUAAAUGCGGGAAGCUGGUGGGAGAGUACAAAGCUGUAUUCGACUUCGUUGGCGGUGAUGUCGAUUAUCGGAUACAUUAUCGGUCUGGGCGAUCGACAUUUGGACAACGUUCUGAUUGAUUUAGCUUCUGGCGAGGUUGUGCAUAUCGACUACAACGUGUGUUUUGAAAAGGGAAAAACGCUGCGAGUUCCAGAAAAGGUACCAUUCAGACUGACGCCCAACCUUAGAGCCGCCCUGGGCGUUACUGGAGUUGAGGGUAUCUUCCGUCUCUCUUGUGAGCAUGUGCUGAAAGUAAUGAAGAAAGGGAUGGAAACUCUGUUGACUCUACUUGAAGCGUUCGUCUACGACCCGUUGAUCGACUGGACGCCCGGCAACGAGACUGGGUACACAGGUGCUGUGUAUGGCGGUGGUAGAGCAAUAGCGCUUGAAACAAAACAAAGUCGUAAACAGCUGGAGAAAGAGGUGACGUUCUCAAUGUUCGCCGUACGCAUUGCCGAAAUGAAGUAUGAAUGGAUGGAGUACAGAGACAGUAUCCUAUGUGAGCUUCCUGCUUUGAUGGAGCUGCUGGAGCGUUGGCUGGUGGAGCAGGCCGGUGUCAAGCAGGUGGAAGACAGCCUACAGGAACGCCACCACCAGAUGGCUCUGCUCAAAGACGCCGAAGCGCAUGCGCAGCAUCAUAGUCUCUAUUCGCUGCCCACCAGGUAUGCAGCUUUCGUGACGUCAUCAGAGGCAGCCAGCAAAGCUCGCACGGGAUUGGAGGAGAAAGUGGCCGAGUGUCAGGCGGCAUUGGCACAGUUCCAGAUGGCUAGUGCCUGUAUCACAGGCCCACAACUCAGCCAAUGGAUGAGCGAAGUGGCGGCACGGCCUUCUAAAGAGAGCUACUCGUGUGUGUUCGACCUGAUCAAGGAGUUUCUGGCCAACGCCGGACAGCGAGAGAUGGUGCAGCAGUGUGCGCAGUGCGAGACCGAUCUGAGCGAUUUGUGCGCACAGCAGAGUCAGCUGACCACCGCCUGUCUGGAGUUGUUGGGCCAGUAUGGCGCUGUUGCCAGGUUGUAUCCGGUGUCGUAUCUGGCUAAGCACAGGAGUACUCUGUAUCUCGGCUGGGGUAGACGGCUGUUGGAGGAGAUGUCGUUGCAGAGAUGCGAACAAGUGCUGGCCGAAGCAAAACUCUCGCUGAGUUCGCCACCUGCUUUGGACAGUCCCUCCUGCCAGCAGGUGUUGAGCUAUUCACUUGGCCUGCUCCGCGCCUUGACCGAGGCUCGAGUCCAGCUGAAGAAAUGGCAGUCUGCGACUGUGGCCACACCUGCAGCCGGUGAGACGCGGCUGGCAGACGCGGAAGCGGCCGCAAGGAAGGUGACGCUCAAGAAUGCGCUCGCCGCCGAACUGGUCAUCGUCUCCGCCUUGUGUGGCUUCAACAAGCGGUUUCUCAUGAUGGAGGCGGCUGCUUCUGGUGCCGGUGAUAGCCUGGUAGACCUGACCUCACGAGAAGGAGACUGGUUCCUGGAUGACAUGUAUCUAAUCACCGGCUCUGUGUCGAAACUGCUCUCACUUCUUCCAGAUCCCACUGAUGCCAGACUCAAACUGGCCUUGGAGUGUGCGGCCAUGGCUCACAAUCAGUACAAGGGAUUACAGGAGCUGAACAUGAACUUCACGAAUAUAAUUUUGCCGGAAGCACUGCAGAUAAUCCAACGCGAAGACGAGAGUGCUGUAGAGUUGAUUGCAAAGUUCAAGCAAGUGGUCAACAGUUCUCCACUGCCUCUGUGUGAUCUACUCUCUCAGUUGCAACUCCAUUUGGAAUGUGUAAUCAUGGGAAUUAAGUCGAGCAACGAGCACUGUCGCCAGAUAGUGGCCGACCUUCGUGCCGGCUACGAGCCGCUGGUGACGUCAUCGUGCGGCAGUGACAGCGAUCAGCUGUCGCCCGGUCUUAUGCUGCUGAUGGGCUUCAACGGCCUUUUCGAGAAUCUGGCCAUCGGCAACCAGACGCUGAUCACGGCGUUGACGCGACUGCAGACGCCGGCCGUCUGGCGGACGGUCGAUCAAGUGCGCGAGGCCAAGUCGCUUGCUGGAACAAUCUUCGACGCGGAACCGCGCUCGGUACUGGAGGACAUCUUCAUGGUGCGUCGCCUGCAGACGAUGCACGAGCUGUUUGACUUGUGCGUGGAGUGUGCGGCUGGCUUCCGGGGUGGCAAUCAGGUGGCUUCCGAACCGCACGACGACGAGCGACUCAACCGCACCAUCAGACGGUUCACGGCCGACUAUGUCAGCCAUCAGUUGCUGGGUGUGUUCUCUCACACGCUCGCUCUCACUCUGUGUCUCAUGUUGGAGAAGAUCGGACUCGAUGUCACAGGAGAGGUGGAGCAGCGUGACAUAGGGCUGGAAUCGCGAGUGCCUCUCGACGAAUUGUGUCGCAAAGCGAUGAAACGCCACUCCAACACCAGCGCAUGCUCACAGUCAGCCAUUGCGCAGGCGCAGUGCGCUGUCAAUGCUGUCGAACAGGCAUGGCGUGGCUUGGACCGAUCCAUGCGGCUGACACAGAAAAGGCAAGCGUGUGAGCAGCUGGUGCAUAGACUGCAGCUGCAGCUGGCAGCUCACUAUUGGCUGCAUGAUGACGUCAUCCAAGCUGCAGCACCGCCCCUUGCAGCUCCCAUCAGUCGCUGCGGUGUGAUGAUGGAAGUGCGUAAAGUGUCGGUGGCUUUGCUAGCCCUACAGCCCCAAUUGGUGGAAGUGAGAGAGCAGCAGGCGACACUUGUUCACAGCGCCCAACAGCGACUCAAGUGGGCUGCCGGCGCUAAUCCGGCUGUCAGCGAGGUGCUGAGUGCGUUCCACGCAUGCGUGACCGCGUCGGAUGAGAGAGUUGUGGCAGAGCAACAGUUGGCAAGCGUGGUGGGGGGACUGUGCAGCACUGUGCUCAUGCAUGAGGCAUUACGAACCAGGACAUCCGAGGCACUCACCAAUGAUGCCAAUUUCAUCCAGCUGGUGGAAGAGUGUGAGAAAAGCUGUUACUUAGGCAUGAAUUUGAACGUAGAGCUGUCAGCUGUAGAGGAAGGCUUAGUAAGGCUGUUGCCUCCCCCUCCCACUGGACACAUCGACUGGGCGUGGAUCAAUAAGGCUGAGCAAAUAAUAUCUGAAUCGGUGUCGAGCCUGAUGCAGUUGAUGGGCGUUCACAAGGCGGGGCGGGGGUUGGCUCUGGAGGCGGUGAAGCAGAAAGCGGCAGUAGUGCACCGCCUCAACGCACACACGCGCAUACGCGCACUACUCAAGACCAUGGUCAAGUUUGAAGACACAGGCAUGGUGGGCCUGAACGACUACUUUGUACGCUACAAAGCCUACUGUGAGCGGCUCUAUGCUCUCACCAAAGACCUGCUCGCCUCCGAAGAGCUCACUGCCGACCGGGUGCAUUCCGCCAUCAAUCAGAUUGCCGCUAUCAUUGAGGAAACAUUGUCAGGCGGAAUCUACGAAGAACUGUUGAACUUCUCAGUGAACGGUGUGGGGGGUGCAGGAGCAGGGGUAGGUGGAGGAGGCAAUGGGGGAGAUGCUAAUACAGCCAAGCAGACCAAGCGGCCCCCUCUACUCAGGCAGGACAGUGUCUGCCUCUCACCCUGCAAACAACCAAUCAGAGACCCGCAAACUGGAAAAGCCGUUCAGGAGAGAAACAAGUACGCACUGAGCGUUUGGCGUCGCGUCAGAUUGAAGUUGGAAGGUCGCGACAGAGACCCUGGUCGCAAGUACUCCGUUCAGGAACAGGUUGAUUGGACAAUAAACGAAGCGACAAGUCUGGAAAAUCUGGCACUGCUAUACGAGGGCUGGACUCCGUGGGUGUGAGAGAGAGAGGGGAGAUGAAACAGGGAUAAGAUUUGCGCUCUCUCUUGCGCCCAUUGGUUUCUCACACACGUCCUCUCUCUCUUGCUCUCCUGUGAAAAACUUGGAGAGAAAACGAGGAGAUGAAGAUGAUGAUAUAAAGAAGAAGCUGAAGAAAGAGGAGAAGAAGAACAUCCAAGUGCUGCUCCUCCCCACCCCUGACCCUCCUAGAACGGGGGGCAAAAGGGGAUUCAAAAAUAUAGCGGAGGGGCUAAACUUGGAAUAACUACAUCAUCUAUAAUUAUAGAUUUUAUUUUGGAGGGCUCUUAGGGGCGCCCUGUUAACAUGUAUGUUGCUAUAAGGAUGAAAGUCAUUGAUAAAGAUGUGUCAAAGUGCAGCAUGUGAACAGGGCUCUGUUUCGUUAGACUUGGGUAAUCUUAUAAUAAUACAGGAUCAGCUGAUUUUAUCUCGUUUAUACUAAGUGAUAUAGAAAUGUUGCUACCUAACCUCCAUUGUGUCAUCAUUUGAGUUGAAUCAUUCUGUAAAUUUAAAACAACUUCAGAUGGAAAAUCAUUACAUUCUCUGUACAUUCAAUCACCCUAUGUAUGUGGCAAUGCCCAUAAUUUAUGAUAUUAUCGAGUCUUUAGUGAUUUUCCUUCAUUAUAAGACCCAAGGUUAAUGAAACCGACUCUCAAGAAUAAUAAAAACAUGGGGCAUACUGUAUCUAGGCUCAAUGGUUUUGUACUGUGUUUAACAACUACUGUAUGAACUGGUGAUAGUUCACUCGAGUGCUGUUGUAACAGCGUUUGAAUAAUUAUGUAAAAAUGUGCAAUUUUGAUGAAGGAAGAAAAGGAAAAAAGCAGUAGGAAUUUCGAUGAAGAAUGGUGCAAUCAGCUGAUUGGUGGAGAUAUUCUUGGACCUUAUCGUAGUAUACUUUAAUUGUUCUUGUUUUUUAAAUGUUGACUAAGUAUUUUUAUCUAUUGAACUCACAUUCUCUUUUUAGUUUGAAAAAGAAACUGGCCUUUAAUUGAUCUUUAAAUGUUGACCUUUUGUUUUUCAAGCAAAAGAUUACUUUUUCCCACCUAGAUUCAUUAUUGUUACACGUAUGUCAAAUUUAAAUGUAAACAACAAGAAUUGAAUUUUUUUGAAAAUUUGCUUGUUAUUGCUUCAUGAAAUUGUUUCUAUUUUAUACGUUCGCCCCAUUUCUGUGUGGUAAUUUAAUUAAUUUUUGCUUUGAUCACCAACCAAAAUUUAUUCUAUUCAGUUGAAUUUGUUCUAAUAAAAUUGUUUAGUUUCAAUUCAGGCUCGUCUACUGUUUAUAACAUAAUUAAACUGUAGAGAUGUUUCCUGAAAAUAGAAUAUGUUCAAUACAUUUUAAAACCUAGCAUUGAAACAGCGGUCCUAUCGCAUUAUGCCAAAAAUGUUUUAUAAUUAAAUUCAAAGACAAGACAAUUUUCAAUGUUUCAAAUUCACAAUUGACAAUUUCUUAGUAUUUUCAUUUAAUAUCAAAGACAAGAGAUAAUAAAGUAUCUAAAUUUGAAAAGUCAACAAUGGUGUAAGAUGUAGAAAGCUGUAAGAUACAUCUUGAAAUGGUUUGAAAUAAAUUUUAAAACUACUUAGAUUAGAACUGGUUUAUUCAUUGUAAUUCAUGAAGUAAGAGUUUGAAAAAAUAAGGUCCAUUUCAAAAUUAAUUUGAAAUAUGUACGGCUGUAUUGCACCGUGGGUUUAAAAAAUACAUGUGCUUCCUAAACCCAAAAUCCAGCUUUAUCGAAAAUGAUUUAAUGUCAGUGUAUUGUCUGUUUUCUUCCUGUUAACAAUACUGAUUAAACUUGAAAUAAUUGUGCUGUAGUUUUUAACCAAUCAUAUUAGCCUACUGUCAAUAUCUGGGAAAUAAUGCAACUUUCACUUCACUCAUAUGAGAUGAUAAUUAUAUUAUUUAUUGUUAUAUGAUGACAUCAUCUUACGGUGGUUAAAUCAGUAGACGUUGUUUUCUGAUCGCCGAUCAAUUUCUUAUCUCUAAUCAAAAUAUUAUUUAUUCUUCAACUAUUUUUUUUUCUAUUAAAAAUAAAAACUUAUUUUGAAAUCCAAUUUUUGAGUUGUAAUUUUUUUAGUCAUCAGUUUUUAGUUCUAUAAAAUAGUUGCAGAAUAUUGACAGUCUUAGAAUAAUGUAGUGGUAUCCGUUUUCUGGUUGAAAUUCGUAUUACAUUAAUAAUCAUCAAUAAAUUUAUAAUGAGGUUUUGACGAUUCAUAAAAUAAUUAGAUCAUUAACCAUUGAUGAUACUGUUGCUCUCCAAUACACUCCUUAGAUUACAAUGUAGAAUGGUGUCUUUCUUUAUUAUUUUAGUCUUUGUGUUUCUUAGUUUAUUAGUACUUCUUUGUGUGUCUGAUCUUCUUCUAGAAAAAUGUUUGGAUAUUAUCAAACAUUAUUAUUCGAUAAUGUUAUAAAUAUAAUUGUUUUCCAAACUAAUUUAAUUUCAGGAAUAUAAUUAUUCUAUUUUAACUGAUAUCCAUCUAUCAUAUUCUCAUUGUAAGUAAUCAUAUUUUCAAAAAGUUAUCAAUCGUGUAUUCAAUGAUGUUACAAAUAUAACAUUUUUUAAAUUUAUUCUCUAUUUCAAAAAUUAGUUUCCUCUAUGAAUUUUGUGAUUCUUGAUCGUAAUUUCCAAACAUACCUGUACCCUGAAUUCCACAAUUUUGUUUUAGCUAUUAUUUCUUCUGUUAUGAUACACAUCAGAAGUACUAAGUAAUGUAUUGUUCUAUUCUAUUCAAUCAAGUUGUGUAUUAUUAUAAAAAAGUCCCAAACUAAUUGAAUUUAUAUGAAUUCUCUUCACAUUAUAGCUUGAACAGUUAAGGAAACUUUUCAUUCGUACAUUCUUGUCUGUAAUAAUUUGCAUUUUCUGCACUGUGGGUUAAGAACAUUCAACUUAAUUACCAUUAAAAUAAUUUUUCUAGAAUAAGAUCUGACUUACUUCCAUACUUAUAUAUUAUUAGAGGUGGCUGCAGGUUUAUCUCUUGUAUAAGAAUAUUUUAGAAUUUAAUUGUGAGUUAAUGAGAUGAGAUUCCAACAGAUUGGCCUUUGUUUAUUAGGUACUGUAGUAAUAUUGUAACCUUGAGCUACUAGUUUUUACAAAAAAAUCAAUUCAGUUUCAAUUCCAGUUUUAAAUUUUGAGUCAAACUUCUCUGAGUAUUGAUUUGUCCAUGAUUUUCAUAUGAAAUGAGUAUUCCAAACUGUAUUGUAAUCUUCAAAUUAAUUACACUCGUCUUAAACAAAAUGUUAAUAACUUAAUCCUUAUAGAUUUUAUGAGAUUGAGCGGAACUUGACAAACACAUGUUCAUCAUGUGUAUGAUAAGUUAUGUUCAAUCUAAUAGAAUCUAUAAAAAGAGUUAUUAACAUGUUGUUAAUAACUUAGGUGUAAACUGGGCUUAAGGAUACUUAUGUUAUAACUCAAUUAAAUAUUCUCCAAUUGAAUUCAAAACUCAUCAACCAUACCUAUAUUGAAACUUAAAUCUACUGAUAUUUGAAACUUAAAUUCUUUCAUACCAAACUGUAUUGAGCGCUACAUAUUUUAAGAGGUAAUUUGUAGUUCAAAAUUAGUUCUAUUUUAAAUUCUGUUACAGUGUAGGUCUUUAUUUGAGAAUCAAUUGGUAGUUGAAAUUUAAAAAUCUCUUGAGAUGCGUGUUGUUUAUUUAGAGCAUUAAUUAUCAAAUUACUAUUAAGAAUAAAUUAUGUUCCAAGAAUUUAUUUAAAAUUUAAUAUAUUUGUCAGAAUAAACAUGUAAUUUCUUCAGCCGCCUCUAAGCUUAUUAUUUUAUGUUUCUUCUAUUAGUGUAACCCUGUAGAUGUUAGUCGAUAUUAAUUUCUUUAUUGUUAUUUCAAUAGCACAUAUUAUUAAAGUCAACUGGGUUUCUAUAAAGUGUCUUCAAAUAACUCGUAUGAAUGGUAUAACAUUAAAUUAUAUAUUUCCAUUCAAA
Nilaparvata lugens (brown planthopper) is the source of this 14892-nucleotide messenger RNA. RefSeq names its product serine/threonine-protein kinase SMG1-like (gene nonC). Lineage: Eukaryota; Metazoa; Arthropoda; Insecta; Hemiptera; Delphacidae. Gene Ontology annotation, molecular function: protein binding; protein serine/threonine kinase activity. The record is from RefSeq and is a predicted model, not a curated record. The coding region runs from base 251 to 10948 and encodes 3565 amino acids. Gene Ontology annotation, biological process: phosphorylation; nuclear-transcribed mRNA catabolic process, nonsense-mediated decay; negative regulation of macroautophagy. Gene Ontology annotation, cellular component: nucleus; TORC2 complex; TORC1 complex. The transcript is spliced from 57 exons.